AUUGUAAUUUCUUUACCGUAAUCUAACUCCUUUCGUCCUCUAUUGUAAAUUUUUUCUUUUCGCUUCUUCAGAACUUAGCUUAAUGGUAAGUGCCUUAGUUUUAGGUGGUUGCGGUUUUAUCGGCCGUCAUUUAGUUUUAUAUCUUGUGGAAAAUAAACUUGUUGAAAAAAUAAAAAUCGCUGACAAAAACUUACGAGAGAUCAGUUGGCUCACACCUGAGCAAAAAAAAGUUAUUGACACUGUAGACUAUGUUCAAGCAGAUCUUUCGACUGAAGCGGGCCGUACUAAAGCGUUUGGCGACGAAAACUGGGAUUACGUAUUUAACUGCGCUGGUGAAUCAAGACUUGGGCUGAAUGAAGAAGUAUACAUGGAGCGAGUUUUAGAGUUAAGUUUAAAAUGUGGAGAGUUGGCUGCUUUGAAAGGCUGUAAGGGAUUUGUAGAGAUUUCGGAUGCCCGAGUAUACAAACCUAAAAAGUCGCCUGCCGUAGAAGAUUCUAAAAUAGAACCAUGGACUAUAAUUUCUAAAAUGAAAUAUGAAGCAGAGAAGUCGCUUUCAUCAGUUAAAAACUUGAAUCUUGUCAUAAUACGGCCCGUGUUAGUGUAUGGCGUUAGCGAUCUACUGAGCAUCACGCCGCGGAUAGUAAUAGGGGCUGUUUAUAAAACUUUAAAAGAAAAGAUGAAACUUUUGUGGACAGAAAAUUUGAGUCUUAACACCGUUCAUGUAAAAGACGUUGUAGCGGCGAUUUGGCACGUCAAGGAUAAAACCGGUGAAGUUUUCAACUUGGCAGACUCUUCCUAUACCACCCAAGAGACAAUUUCUAGAAUCGUUUCAGAAAUAUUUAAUGUUGAGCAUGGUUACCACGGAUCAGUUAUUUCUAACACCGCAGCCGCAGUGGGAGGGAAAACACUGGCGAAAACUAUUAAUAGUAAGCAUAUGGCUCCCUGGUCGGAGCUGUGCCGCGCCGAGAACAUCGAGAGUACCCCUCUUUCCCCUUUCAUUGACGAGGUCCUCUUAAAAAACAACAACCUCCUUGUUGACGGCCGAAAGAUUACUUCCACGGGGUUUACCUAUAAGUAUCCUGAAAUUACCAAAGACCUGUGUCUUGAGAUUUUAGAGGGUUAUAUACAGCUCGGUGUCUUUCCUAAGUCUGUUUUAGAAGACUAGACUAAGGCUUAAU
Molecule: messenger RNA, 1178 nt
Organism: Zophobas morio
Lineage: Eukaryota; Metazoa; Arthropoda; Insecta; Coleoptera; Tenebrionidae
Exons: 9
Coding region: 83-1165 (360 amino acids)
Source: RefSeq, a predicted model, not a curated record